This is a messenger RNA of Pyrenophora tritici-repentis Pt-1C-BFP, 711 nucleotides long. NCBI's taxonomy places the organism in Eukaryota, Fungi, Ascomycota, Dothideomycetes, Pleosporales, Pleosporaceae. The record is from RefSeq and is a predicted model, not a curated record.
AUGUGUUAUCACAACUACAGUCAACACAACGGCUGCGGACAUAUUGGAGAGUCGCAUAAUCAGCCAUGGACGCUGUGCGACGUGGCUGUCCAGAGGCUGAAUGGCCUCCGUGGACCAGGCUCCCCACCAGUAUCUCCGCCAGCGACAGCCCCACCAAAGCGUACCUCAUCAACACGGCGAUUCUUCUCAUUGAGUGGGCAGCUUUCACGCUCUUCCACAAAAGCAUCGUCGUCAUCAUCUCGACGCGCAGCCUCUGGACCAUCAGGUGCAGCCACACCCAGAACUUCACAGUCUAGUGCGGGUUCUUACACCUAUACUGCAGUGUUGGAUUACUCCACCCUACCAGACCACCAGCUCGUGGCUGUGAAAUGCGAUGCACCGGUGAAGCGCACCCAUGUCAGUAGAGACAUGGCUGUCUGCAAAGGCUGUGCACGCUGGAUCGGCCAGAUGCGCCAUAUGAUUCAACGGUACGACAAAACUGGUAGCAUACGUGGCACCAGCGCGUUCGAAAAGUUUCUAAAGUGGGAAGGAGAAGGCGGAGGAGAAAGAGAGGGCGAUCUGACCAUACCGCUGGACGACGAGGAUCAGGGCGGGCCCUUUGGAGCGAGGCAAGCUAUCAUCUUGGGUCAUCCUGAAAGCGCCAUGAAUGCUAAGGGACCGAAGGGGCUGGGGACCCUGGAAAGGGAGUUGGACGACCGCUAUCGGUAUUGA